AUGGACUCCACCAAUGACAAUUCUCCACUAUUUGAUCUUAAUUCAAAACUUCCCUGCUCCAUAGAAAUUUCAGAGAUCAUAGUGAGUCAGCUCUCAAAUAUUCGGGUAUUAAUGAAAUCUAGAAAAAUCAUGGAGGAAACAUUUAGAAGUGAAGUUUUGAGUCACGAGGAUGAAAACUCUUGGCAACCCGACUGUGGUAACCAUGCCCAUAAAUUUGUGGUGGAACAUGGCGAUGAAGGUGAAGCCAAUCUGUUCGCUCUGACUUCUGAGCUUUCUUGGCUUCAGGAGAAAGCCGAGGAAGUGAAACGGUUCUUGCAAAGAGAAAUCCACGAUGAUCAGGAACAACCCAACUUGGCCCUCAAUUCCAUAAUCUGCCAGGAGAUCGCCACAUCUGGUUCGAUUUUGUCGGAAUCUCAAAGUUUGAGCUUUGCAGGUGAAGAAGAAAUUUUAGAAAUGGAGGAGGAUGACAUUCUUGCAGAGCACAGCCAUUUGUGCAGCGUCUGUGGGAAAGAGUUCCAGCGAGACGGUAACGUGCGCAUCCACAUGCGAUCCCACGGUGAGGAAUACAGAGGCAAGGAAACCCUAACAUCUAGCAGGCCCAAGGGCCAAAAGUCAUGCUAUUCGUGCCCCUUCAUGGGUUGCACACACAACAGGCGUCAUCCUCAUUUCAAGCACUUGAAAUCCAUGGCAUCCCUAAGAAAUCAUUACAGAAGAAGCCAUUGCGCUAGGAUGUAUGCCUGCAACAACUGCGGAAAGGAGUUUUCGUUCUUGGGAGAUCUGAAAACCCACGGAAACAAGUGUGGGCAUAGUAAAUGGCAGUGUUCGUGCAGCCUCAGCUUUUCAACGAGGAACAAGCUGCUUCGCCAUGUGGGCAUGGGACGACAAGGCCAUAAGCCUGUUCGUCCUCCUCCUGCUGUUGCUGCUCCCAAUGUUGAAAUCUCUACGGGCAAUCAUAGACAGCCAGUACGUUUUGCUCAAAACCCUAAUAUUCGAGCAGCAGGAAAUUCGUUAGUUUAA
This is a messenger RNA of Cryptomeria japonica (Japanese cedar), 1017 nucleotides long. RefSeq names its product zinc finger protein STAR3-like. The coding region runs from base 1 to 1017 and encodes 338 amino acids. Gene Ontology annotation, biological process: response to aluminum ion; response to acidic pH. The record is from RefSeq and is a predicted model, not a curated record. Lineage: Eukaryota; Viridiplantae; Streptophyta; Pinopsida; Cupressales; Cupressaceae. The transcript has a single exon.